AUGUCGCUCCCGCCGCUGUCGAAAGAGAUGGAGGACAAGCUGGAGCAGUGGGUCGCCGCCAAGCGCCAGCGCGACUUUGAGACGUCGGACCGGAUCCGCGCCGAGAUGAAGGACGCGGGCAUGGAGGACAAGCUGGAGCAGUGGGUCGCCGCCAAGCGCCAGCGCGACUUUGAGACGUCGGACCGGAUCCGUGCCGAGAUGAAGGACGCGGGCGUCAACCCGGAGGAGUACCGCCCGCCGCCGGGCAAGGGAGGCGGCGGAGACGCACCCACACGAAACGCGCACCAUGCGACGCGCCUCGCGUACUGGGUUGUGCAGAGGGUGAAGAGCGCAUAG
Messenger RNA from Emiliania huxleyi CCMP1516, 336 nucleotides. RefSeq lists its product as hypothetical. Gene Ontology annotation, molecular function: ATP binding; aminoacyl-tRNA ligase activity. The coding region runs from base 1 to 336 and encodes 111 amino acids. The record is from RefSeq and is a predicted model, not a curated record. The transcript has 3 exons. Gene Ontology annotation, biological process: tRNA aminoacylation for protein translation. Lineage: Eukaryota; Haptophyta; Isochrysidales; Noelaerhabdaceae.